CUUCGCCCGAUCACGGUGAGAACUGAGAAGAUAGUGUAUGAGACAUGAGUUCAGUUGAAGUGUCUGAUUGGGGACUAGAAAGUAGAAACACAAAGAGAAGACGAGUCCUCGAGAUUCCUAAACCAACUUUGCAAUCGCACCUCGAAUCAAUCGACACUAAGCGGAAACCCUAGAAAGUAAUAAUAAUAAUAAUAACAAUAGAAUGCGAAUUUAUUAGAGAUUGCAAAAGGUGGGAAGAGGAAUGGCGAAGCAUUCGGUGGCAAUGGCGAAGAAGCGGUGGCUGAUAAUGUUGGCGGCAUUCCUGUCCGUCUCAACAGUGACGGUGCUCUUAAUGAGAUCCAACAACUCCGAUUCCUGCAACACCAACCAUUUUACUAUUGCACAAGAUAAUAACCAGAUUCGUUCCCCUGUCCAACUCACUAAUGCCGCUUCCAGCCCCCUUAAUUUCAUGAAGUCCAAGCUAGUUCUCAUGGUUUCGCAUGAGCUUUCUCUUUCAGGAGGGCCUUUGCUUCUGAUGGAGUUGGCGUUUCUGUUGAGAGGCGUUGGUUCCGAUGUCGUUUGGAUCACUAAUCAGAAACCUUCGGAACAUGAUCAGGUUAUUUACAGUUUGGAAAGCAAGAUGUUAGACAGAGGAGUGCAGGUCCUGUCUGCCAAAGGUGAAAAGGCUAUAGAUACAGCUCUCAAAGCAGAUAUGGUCAUUCUAAAUACUGCUGUAGCUGGGAAGUGGCUGGAUGCCGUUCUCAAGGAAAAAGUUGCCCAUGUUCUUCCAAAGGUUUUAUGGUGGAUUCAUGAAAUGCGAGGGCAUUAUUUCAAAGUGGAAUAUGUUAAGCACCUCCCUUUUGUUGCAGGUGCCAUGAUUGAUUCACAUACAACUGCAGAGUACUGGAAGAAUAGGACUAGGGAGCGUUUAGGGAUUAAAAUGCCUGAAACUUUUGUUGUACAUCUUGGAAAUAGCAAGGAGCUUAUGGAAGUUGCAGAAGAUAGUGUGGCAAAGAGAGUUCUUCGUGAGCAUGUUCGGGAAUCUCUUGGAGUGAGAAAUGAUGAUCUACUUUUUGCCAUCAUAAAUAGUGUUUCUCGUGGUAAAGGGCAGGAUCUAUUUCUUCACUCCUUUUAUGAAAGUUUGCAACUCAUUCAGGAGAAGAAACUCCAGUUGCCAUCUUUGCAUGCUGUGGUAGUAGGGAGUGAUAUGAAUGCUCAGACAAAGUUUGAAAUGGAACUUCGCAAAUUUGUUGUUGAAAAAAAGAUUCAGAAUCAUGUUCACUUUGUUAACAAAACCCUGGCUGUGGCUCCUUACCUGGCUGCUGUUGAUGUUCUUGUUCAGAAUUCUCAGGCACGGGGAGAAUGUUUUGGAAGGAUAACCAUUGAAGCAAUGGCAUUUCGGCUGCCUGUACUGGGAACUGCUGCUGGAGGCACGAUGGAGAUUGUGGUGAAUGGGACAACCGGUUUGCUGCAUCCUGUUGGGAAAGAAGGCGUGACACCUCUCGCGGAGAACAUUGUGAAAUUGGCUAGUCAUGUUGAGAAGAGGCUAACAAUGGGAAAGAAAGGGUAUGAAAGAGUGAAGGAGAGGUUUCUGGAGCACCAUAUGUCGCAGAGAAUUGCAUUGGUUCUGAAGGAAGUUUUACAGAAGGCUAGGCAAUAGACAUUAAAUUAACCAGGUUAGGUACUUCACUGUUAAAUUGUAUAUUUAUUCCACAGGAAAAAGUGAAUGGUUUGGUGAGAAUGAAUUGUAUAUCCAAUGUCCUUUAUACAAUACAGGAAUGCGAGCAAGUCUGACACUCUUUUUGACACGUACUUCAUUAUUAGUUGAAAUGGAUGUAAAACUCGCUAAAUAAAGUGGCUAUCACUCUAUUUGGCAAGUUUAACAUAAAUUUCAACUAAUAAUAAUUGUGUUUUAGCUAAAGAAAAAAUAGAGUAUGUUGACAAUAGUGCAUUGCUAAUAUUUCUUUGUAUCCAUUGAGAUGAGAUACAAUUAUUUUCCAUGUAUCGGGGCGCUUCUUGUUUUGUUUGCCAGGAGCAUCAAGACAAGGAAUUUUUGCGAUUGUGGCUGA
Molecule: messenger RNA, 2048 nt
Organism: Glycine soja
Lineage: Eukaryota; Viridiplantae; Streptophyta; Magnoliopsida; Fabales; Fabaceae
Exons: 7
Coding region: 242-1639 (465 amino acids)
Molecular function (GO): glycosyltransferase activity
Source: RefSeq, a predicted model, not a curated record